Cynoglossus semilaevis (tongue sole) is the source of this 7253-nucleotide messenger RNA. RefSeq lists its product as uncharacterized. The coding region runs from base 604 to 3060 and encodes 818 amino acids. Lineage: Eukaryota; Metazoa; Chordata; Actinopteri; Pleuronectiformes; Cynoglossidae. The transcript is spliced from 6 exons. The record is from RefSeq and is a predicted model, not a curated record.
UCCACUUAGUAUGCACUGAGCAGCACCAGGGGUUUCCUGGCUGAAUAGAUGGAUGGCUGGAUGGUGUGCUUGUUCUGCUGUUGCGUGUUCCAGUGCAGAGCAGCCUGCCUUCUGCACAUGUCGAGGUUUCACCAAGGAGUUUCCGUAAGAGAUGGAGCCAUCCAAAGGGAGACCACUGCCGUGUGAUUGGCUAGUUAGCUUUUAAAGGCUACCAAUCAGACACUGUCUUUGCUCUGCGAGACUGUGUGUGUUUCCCCUCUCCUCUCUGAACACAUCGUGUCAGCUUGCGCAUAUUUUUAUGUUUGCGGUGCUGCAUACAUGUAUGAGGGUGUGUGCGCGCGUGUUGCUGAAAAUCUGGAAACAGAAAAGGAGGCAAGGAGAGAGAUGCUGAAGAAACUGAGGCAAAUUUAAAGGAGGAUACAAAGAGCAGGGAGGAAGAGGCAGUGAGUAAUGGACAGAUGUUAGAGGGAGAGGGACGGCAGAUCGCACUGUGAGCACGGAUCAACGAAGAGAGUGAGGAGAAGGAGAAGUGGGGAGGAGGAGACUGAAGGAAGCAGCAGCAUCACUGAUUAUCACAGGCAGCCAUCCUCUGUUGCCGUGACGAUGGGCUGCUGGCUCUCUGGACCAUGGAUGGGCGACCCAACGAUAACUGGCCGAAGCGUUGCACACCUGAGCCAGAGAGAUGCUUUGCGAAUCCUGGCAGCCAGUCAACAUCCAAUCACCGUGCAGAUCAAGGGUCAGAGAGGGCGGAGCACCGAGGUGGACAGGGGAACCUGGGAGCCCCUCCCUCUCAAUCUGCAGCACCUCAAUCUGCCUCAUUCAGUAAUUGGGCCAGAGCUUAAUGCAACAAGCCCCUCCUUUCAGGACAGACGUUACUACAACCACCUGGCUCUGCCACAAGAUCACUGCGAUGGAGGACGGUACAGCUAUCUGUCCAACUCCUUGGGGGACACAGUGGACAUCAAUCAUCAGGACCCUGAGCGGAGCAGUUGUCAGCCAAAAGAGCAGAAUUGUCUGAUGGCAUGUUGCAACACCAGCUCAGGAGAACGAAAUCGCCGCCACAGUCAGACUGACGAUGAGGACUUCAUGUUGGAGAAGCCUCUGGGCUUCCUGCCUCUCCACCAUGAGCUGGACAGUGGUCUGGGCUGGACUGACGGCUCCAUACACCAGGGAGAUCUCUCAGGACUGGAGACUGAGGAGGGAGGCCUGGAGGAAUGCCACUCACACGGAGCCUUGGCUCCAGGGAUUUGUGGGGGCUUCGGAGGUGGCGGCUCUCCCUCCUCGGAGUCCUUCAUUUCCUCUGAGCUUAGCGACUCUGGUUUCUACAGUGUCAGCACAGGAGAAUUCAGGCACUUCCAGAGGCUCCUGGAGAAGCGAAUGCGUCUGUACAAUGCCAGGCUGCAGCAUCAGAACGAAGGCUGUGAGAGGAGGGAGCGGCGCGACAGUUGCCCUAAAAGCCACCGGGAGCUGUUGGAGGCCAUUCCUGAGGCACUGACCAUGCAGCCACAGAGGCAACGCCUCCAGCUUGGGCUGGAGGAGGCCACUGGAGCAGUCUUGGACGUCCCACCUCGCGGACUUUUCAGGGUCUCGUCUGUGCAGUUCAACAAAGCCGACCGCCCUUGUCUGAACCGGCACAGCUCCAGCAGCGGGGCUCUCUUCAAUCCAUCUCAUGCCCACGCCGCAGUCUCACGGAUGACUGCCCCCAUCCUCUCCACCUGCAGCACUCCCUCCAGCCACAGGAGGCCACUAGUGCCCAUGCAGCACCACCAUCAGGUCUCCAGCUCAGUGGGAAUGCUGAGGAGAAGCAGAACCCUUCACCACCGUCCUCCCCCGCAAGAGUACCGCCGCAGGGCCAGUCACCCGGCAUCUCCAUCCUACUGUGCAGCCACCAUGCACCACUGCGUAGCUGCCACACCGCAUAAUGUCUGUCCACCAGGUCUGCCAGAAGACGGUGAACUCAUGACCGGAGUGGUGCCCUCGCACUCGGUGGCCCUGUCCGUCUCACCCCAGCAACAUUCCACCACUCUGGGUCACAUGAGGCCAGCUGAGACACACGAGCGAUGCUACGACAGCAACGCCAACGGUCAGAUGACACAUUACGAUUGCUGGCACUCACAAGAAAGAGUCUUGAUGGCAGAGCCAGCGCUGACAGAAAGAGACAGAGAAAUAGAACGAGAAAUGGAGCAACAGAGGCAAAUGCAAAAGGAGAUGGAACUGAAGAGGGAGAGGGAGAGGGAGGCACAGAUUCAGGAGGAGCUGGACAGAGAAAGGCAACGGGAGAUGGAGAGGAAGCGGAUCAGAGAGCGGCAGCAGCGCCUCCAGAGUAUGGCUCACUCUUCUCAGUCUGGAGACGUUAAUGACACGUGGCCCAAACCAGCCAGUCGGCAGUCCCAGGGAGGUGGAGGUGCCAGAGGACUUUACAGCACCCUGGAAGGCCACAUAGGUUCAGGUUCCAGUGCUGCUGUUACAGCUCCCUCUGGCUGGGAUGCUAAGACGUGUAGCAUUAAUGCUGGAUUAAACCCUAAUCCCAGUGCCGGGCCGCAACUGAAACCUAACCUGAGCUCCAAAACCAUCACAAACACCCGGGUCUCUAGGAAUCAGCUGCUGAGAGACCGGGCGUCCCAGCUGGCCGACGAACGCAGUGGCAUGAGCACCGAUGAGGAAACCAACACUGACAUGCUGCUGGGCCGCUACUGGAGCAGGACAGAGAGGAGGGAACACUUUCUUUUGGCACGUGAGCAGAAGCAGCAGCAGCUGCUGGCCAGAGCGGGGGUCCUACGAGAUGUCGCCAGCAGAACAGGAGCCGCAGCAGGGGGCGCAGGAGGAGGCGCCGCUCUCGGAGACGGAGGCGCUCAGGAGAGCAGAGGUGUUGGACCUUUUGCAGAAGGACGUUGCAACACUGUCCUAGAGAUGAGUCAGAAGAAACUGAGUCGUCUGAGAAACAGGAAGCUCUUGGACGACUGGACCACAGUAGAGGAGCUGCUGACCCACGGGACCAGGUUGGACAGCCACGAGGACACCAUGUGUCCGAGCUCUCUGCUGACAGUCACCACGGUCUAACUGCAUUUACGCCACGUUUAACUGUGUAUGAGUGUGAGUGUGAGCAAUGUCGGGCGUGAUUGAAGGCAUUUUGGAAACCUCACUGUUCUGUCUUCUCCCAGAGUUAGAAGACAAGAUGAGCAUCACCCUUGGAUGGUUUCAUCAUUUCAUUUGUCACAAUUUAGCAGAUAAUUGUGAAGUAUCGCAACACAACAUGUAUCAGUUCAUCUGCCAGCUGAUGUACUGGUACAAAAAGAUAUUGGAAGCUUUGUUGCUCCAGAUGGAGGCAGUCUAGCGAGUCCUCGUAUUCUUCCUGUGUCCAAGUUGAGUUAGAAAGGUUUGUGCUGAACACCUUUUUUUUCAACAAAGGCUUUAAUAAUCAAAGAGAGCUGAGAAUAUCCAGGCACUGUGUGCAUUUGGUGACAGAUUGAUGCACAGAUAGGCGGUGAAUAAUGGGCAGACGUCACGGUAAAAUCUGAACAAACGCAUGAGCAGGCAGCACAGAUGACACUGUCCUGACCUGCUCCACUGUCUGCCUUUGUGCUAGGACUCCAUGACACACACAAAAUCCGACCCGACGCUCAGUUCUGACACUGAUGCUCAUCCUCUCCUAUGACUCUGGACGAUGGAGAACCAAAGGGUUUCAUGAGAAAUGUCACUAAAUGGAUGUGUGUGUGUGAAUCUCCCUGUACGUCACUCAACUGUUUUUGCAACGUAUGACUGCGUCACCGUUGUACAGCGCCAACUGACCCUGCGACAAAUUGUGCGUGUGCAUGACGCCCGUAACAACAAACAACUGACAAACAGCAAAAGAGUGGACCGUCAGUGUGGACACGUCAUGCAACACUUUUUGUUUGGCAGCAUUUUUUUUAACGAAAAUUUUAAAAAUAUUUUUAAUUUUAGAUUGAUUCACUCAAACAGAUCCUGGGUCUCUGGGGGAGCAGUACUGUACCCUGAUAGUCACGUCAGGGCCACUGAACACACUGACUGAGUGAGACUUGACACCAAAUCCUGAUUGUUUUCAUAGAAAAUCAACCAUCGAUACAUUUUUUUCUUUUGGUUGUUCUUAUAAAAGAACAAUCUAGAAGAAAGAACACGUCCAACACUGCGUAAACUGUGAUUGAUCAGCAUCAUGUACAGCAUGUGUGGGAACGGACGUCAGUUACAACACAGUAUGACAUUAGCUGCUGCAGCGGUGGUUUAUGCUGCAUUCACUGACCAUUAUUUUGAACCUUUUCGCAUAUUAAAACAUAGAUUUAAACAGACAUAUUACAACAGUCACUGUCAAGUGUGGGAGCUAUUGACCAAAAUACAGGCUGUUUGGAAUACCAGUGUUUUCAUAUUAGUGAGGCCUUGCUCCAAAAGUGCUUUAUGGGAAAAACAUGGUGGAUAGGAUUUUUAAUGUCUUUCAGUUUGGAUGGAGGGUUGUGUCAGAGGUGACGUGAAGAUUAAUAAGACACUAGUGAGGUCUGCUAUGGCGUUUGGUUUAGAGACCAAGAUGGUUUGGACAUGUGACAGUGGAGAUGUUGGAGCUGUUAGACAAGAAGUGAAAAAGUAUAAUAAGAAAAAUGGUAAUGACUAGAGAUGAUUGGUUUAACAGUAGAGGAGACAAGAGGUAGACAGAUGACCUGCUGUACUGACCCCUGGGUGAAGCGCCCUAAAGAAGAAUGCCAGUUUGACUCAUCUCUGAAGCAGGAGACUUGAUGUGCAACACAUCAGAUGUUCCUGCAGGCUUUGCAUAAGUUCACUAUUAGCCUGAAUUUGACAUUUUAAAAUUUUAAAAAACCCUUAUAUUACACUUGGUCAAGGCUGGUUUCGUUUUAUGUUCCUAAAGUAUUAAAGGAAAAACAAUUUCCAAUGUGGUAUUUCUGCAUUUCAAGCUUUUGUUUGUACAACUGCACUGAUGUAAUAUACAAUGUCACCUCUAGAGGCCACUAAACCCCAUGCAAUCCCACGUUUUGAACAAGCAGCUCUUAGAAGAGCUUGACUUGUGAUGAACAGUUUGGACUCUUUGAGAACGUAUUCUACAGUGAGGACUGGCAGUUAUCAGGGAUGGCAAAUUUAGCUGGAACAACUUUAGGGAACACACACACACACACACACACACACACACUUCGAACCCUUGUGCCAGACUUUGGCUCACUAUGUUAUUACCACUGUUACAAAUGUUGCAACUUUUGAGCAUAGAAUUUACAGAAAUCCCACAAAAGUCCAAGUAUUUCAGCACAUUUAAUAACACUUUCUAGACUUUCUAGAAAUUCAAGACAUGAUUAAACACGAGGAACAACUGGUGUCGUUUCCUCCGAUUACUCAGACCAGGCUACUUCAUCUGUUCAUGUUGUAGGCUAGCUGACAACCAUUCUGUUGACGUGGUAUGAAUGCAGUAUAGGCUGGGUGUCCCUGCCAACCCACCGGUGUCUUAGCUGUUUACACGUUUACCUGCCCAGGUAACAACUCAUGCAUGUUUUACUGAGAGCUGCAGUAAUUCAUUCACUUCAAGUUGACGAUUUAAAAGGCUCAACACAGCAGCACAUGUCCUCUUUACAAUAGCUUGCGGCACGUGUGCGGACACAGCAGAUGGCGCUAAAGUCCAAUGUUAACAUUCCACUCUGAGAAAGUACGACACUGGUAAUCUUCGACUUUGCAGAUUCCAGGUCUUCGGUUUGGGAAAAUGUGCAAUAUUACCUCAAUCUAGUUUUCCAGGACAAUGACGAUGCGGUGUGUGAAAUUUGUCCGCUGUGGCAGUUCACCACCGGGCCACAGGUCGUGCUGUUACUUAAAUUUGCAAGAGUGAAGGUGAAACAGACAUCGACCUUAUGGUUUUCCAGACGAGACAGACCUAAGAAAAUAACUUUUUGCACAUAAUUUUUAUAGCUGCAGUUUUCCGUACCUGGGACUGAGGCCAGUAGAACGACUGUAGAUAUCGUGUUUAAGACAGUGUACAGUGACGUUACCUUAUUAACUAUCAUAGUGAUUUAUGAAGGAAAAACAAAUCAACACGUUUAUUGUCAUUGUGUUGGACAUAUAUUUCAAUAUUUUUCUCGUGGUGAUUAUUUAAAAAAAAUCCUUAAUAACAGUUUUUAAUUAUCUUUGAAAUCAGUCUAUUUUGUUUGCGGGAUUCUAAAAAACUUUACUUUGGCUGUUUUUUUUUUCCACACUUAGACACAAUUUGUGAAUAUUAUUGUCUGUUUCAAUGGGUAAAUUUGAAUUUUACUGUUGUUUUGUGUUAUUUAUGACAUGUAUAUAUUGGUUUUUAUGAAGGAAACGGUGCAGUUAAGAAUGAGCCGAGUCACAGGACAUCACACGUUUACGUCACAUGUCUGCGCACACGAGGAGUCAAAAAGUUCUCAGACAAAUACAAAGCCUCUUUUUCAACCCUCUUUUCAGAAAUCAAAACAAACCAAUUGAAACUUUAUUCCCCUCCUCAAUAAAUUUGAAGACUUGGUAAAGCACAUGCAUUAUUAAACUGCAAAUCAGCAUUGAUGAAACUUCCCUUUUUUAAAUAUAUAAUUCUAUUGUAAGUAUUAUUUAGAAAAAGGCAUACAUUCUUAAAAAUGUGGAAGAACAGAAAUGGUACAGGUAAAAUUGGAAAAAAGCAAAAUUCUGCAAAAACACAAAAAUCAAAUAAAGCUGCAUCUUUUUUUUUCAUUAUACUUCACUGUCUGUGACAUGGUGACUACAGAUACUGUAUCUUAUUUAUGCUUUAGUGUCAUUUUAAUUUUAUUUUUCUGAAAUCUUCCCACAAGUUUUUCCCACCUCAGGGGCUCGUCUGAUUGGCUUAGCUCUGGUAUGGUGAACAUUCUCCACCUGUGAUCAGGAAUUUGGCAUUUUAUAUUAAUUUAAAUGUGGAUUUACCUUUUUAUUUUAUUUUUAAUAAAUGCACUCAAAUCCACACCUAAAAAUCCACCUAAAAAAGACCUUGGUAAUGUUCAGACAUUUUAAACCCAGUGACGUUAAAGUUUUCCUUUUCUCUUUGCUGUGACUCACACAAUCUGAAUAAUGAAUGAUGGAGAUGUUUUUUUUUCCCUCCUCCCACCUCCCUCCUUCCUCUCAAUCUCUUUCGCCUUCACUACACAAGAACACGGAGUGCUGAAAAUAGCACUGCUGUCCUCGUGUGAUGUGAAAUUAAAAGCACACUGAAGCGGGAGAAGCUUGCUGCCGGAGAACUCACUGCACUUGUUUUAACUCCAUCUGACAGUCAUUGCCCCCCCCCC